This is a messenger RNA of Salarias fasciatus (jewelled blenny), 5294 nucleotides long. It is a transcript of the gene arhgap22a, whose product is annotated as Rho GTPase activating protein 22a. Gene Ontology annotation, molecular function: GTPase activator activity. NCBI's taxonomy places the organism in Eukaryota, Metazoa, Chordata, Actinopteri, Blenniiformes, Blenniidae. The transcript has 10 exons. The record is from RefSeq and is a predicted model, not a curated record. The coding region runs from base 1052 to 3274 and encodes 740 amino acids. Gene Ontology annotation, biological process: signal transduction; activation of GTPase activity. Gene Ontology annotation, cellular component: focal adhesion.
AUAAUACUAAUAAUAAUAAAAAAAUAUUGCACAUCCUGCGAUGUGACUAUUGCACAUGUGCACAUUGCGAUGGCGAUGUUCAAACGAUGUAUUGUGCAGGCCUAGUCUGGACUGUGCGAGUGGCUCCGUCGUGUCGUAUGAUUUACCGCCUACUGUACUGCCCGCUGCGCACAUGGAGUGAUUAAGUUGAGCGCUUGUUCGCCUGUGAAACGGAGUGCUCUUCCUGUAUUUCUCUACCACUGAAUCAGUGUUACUGUUUACCAGCUGCCUCUUGUCGACGUCCUGUUGUAUUUCAUGUGUGCUGAUGUAUUUUGUCUGUGAUUUCUCCAUUUAUGUGCCAUAUUUUCCUUCUGUGAAAUAUGUUUAAAAUUGUAUGUGUUUAAAAACAACCUUUCUUUGUAUUCUCUCUCUGAGGCCUUCUCGCCCAGUGCUUGAUCUGAUCUCACCUCUUUAUUUACAUAUUCAAAGCACCAACUGCCGUGCAGUGAAUCUAUCAUAUAGAAACACACACCUGAAGAAGAGACGUUCGACAUAUUUCACAAAAAGUCAGCAGUUUUCACUUCUCUAUCAAGACGGCUCACUUCCCUGAGUGAGAGACGGGCUGGAAAUGGUGAAGAAGUGAACUGUGGGAGAGCGUCCGCUCGCCGUUUCAUGUCUUUGUGAGGCUUCGGCCGUCAGAGCAGCUGCUUCACGCUGUGUGAUGUCUUCUCGUGUUGCUGCUUCCAGGCUGGGAGCUGUUCGGUCUGCCCGUCCGAGAUGACAAGGCAAGUAAUCCCAUGACCACGUUCAGUUGCUUCCUUUUAUCGGGGUUUGUUAACGUCAGCUGUUCUCAGAUACGUCGUUGUUGCCACUGAUGGAUACUAUAGUGCUCCAUUCUCUGCUGGUAUGCGAACGGCUGUUAUUUAUGCUUCAGGAGGACGAUCUGGCAAGUGGAAGGCUUGAGAUUUCAGCAUUGUCAUUGUUGAACCUGGAAUGUGUGUGUCUGUGUGAGACAUGCCUGUAGAAAUGGCCCCGAAGGAGAAGGAUACACUUUACUGAUGGAUUCGCUGCUAUGGAGCCGUCCUGGACUCGUCUAUUCAGUGAGAAAUCAAAGAGCUUGCCAGCCCGGUCCAAGAGCAUGGUGCUUGGAGAGCUGUCGCGGCUGUCCAGGCCCUGCUCCCCGCUGGAUCAGGAGAAAGCGCUGAAGGCCGGCUGGCUGAAGAGGCAGCGGAGCAUCAUGAAAAACUGGCAGCUGCGUUGGUUCGUCCUGAAGAGCGAAGCUCUCUAUUUCUACAAGGACCAGGAUGAAAGCAAGGCACAGGGUUGUAUUCCUCUCCAGGGUAGUCAGGUCAAUGAGGUCCCUGCCAAUCAGGACGAGCCCGGCCGCCACCUUUUUGAAAUAGUUCCAGGAGGAGCUGGGGAAAAGGAUCGGACUGGAGUGAGCCACGAAUCAUUUCUGCUGAUGGCCAGUUCUCAGAGCGACAUGGAAGACUGGGUCAGAGCCAUACGCAGAGCCAUAUGGGCUCCACUGGGUGGAGGUAUCUUUGGUCAGCAUCUAGAGGAGACGAUGCUGUAUGAGGCUCAGUGUGGCCCUCAGCGACUGGUCCCUGUGCUGGUUGAACAGUGCGUGUGCUUUAUACGCGAACAUGGACUGAAAGAGGAAGGCCUUUUCAGAGCUCCUGGACAGACCAAUCACGUUCGAGAACUGCAGGAUGCUUUUGACCGCGGCGAGAAGCCAGUGUUUGACAGUUCCACAGACGUCCACACAGUGGCAUCACUGCUAAAGCUGUACAUAAGGGAGUUGCCAGAGCCCAUAAUCCCUUUCUCCAAAUACACUCAGUUUCUUUCUUGUGCUCAGCUUCUCACCAAGGAUAAAGAAAUGGCUGUUGUUGAACUUGGCAAAAACGUGACGUCCCUUCCUCAGGUCAACUACAACCUCCUCAAGUACAUCUGCAAGUUCCUGGAUGAAGUUCAGUCUCACUCCAAUGAGAAUAAGAUGAGCGUUCAGAACCUGGCGACUGUGUUUGGACCAAAUAUCCUUCGGCCCCGAGUGGAGGAUCCAGUUACCAUGAUGGAAGGAAGUUCUCAAGUGCAGCACCUGAUGACUGUGCUGAUCAGUGAACACUCCCUGCUUUACCAACGAGAAGAUCCAGACACAGACACUAAGAUUGCACAGCAUCCAGAGGUCCAGCGGUGCAAAGUGGAAUGGCUGCCGCAAGACCACAGUGACCCCCAGCUCACAGAUGCGAGCGCUAAAACUCCUCAAGAUCAACCCCAGUCUUCAAGCCCCUCUACCGACGGCCAGCUGAACGCGCCGGGCCGUAUGUCGGAGAACGGCGAGGAUGAUCAGGCCGACGGAAAGGGCAAAAGUAAGACAGAGGAGAAGGUGGACAGGAAAGCAGACGGCAGAACAGAGUGCAAAGGUGGAAGUGAUGUAGCCGUUAGCCCCAGCAAACAGUCCAAGGCCCUACCUUCCUGGAAGAGCUCCUUCAAGGGCAACACGGCCCCUGGGGGGCCGAGGGGAAAAAUUGGGGGCUCGGCGGGGGAUGUGUCAGCAGCUGCCGGGAGUAACUGGCUGAUGAAUGGCCUGUCGUCCCUCCGAGCUCACAGGCGCACAACCUCAUCUGGUGAAAGACUGAAAGACUCGACUUUAUCUCUGAAAGACUCCACGCUCUCGCUGAAAGAAACCACUCUUUCGCUUAAGGACUCGCAGAGAGACUCUGACGACGAUUCCUCCCGAGCGCCCCUAUCUCACGCUGCCCUCCACAAAUCCCCCAGACUGUCCGCCUAUGACAACGUUGCGCCGUCGAGCCUGAGCUUGCCUGCCGAUGCUUCCUCCAUCUGGACCUCCUUUGAGAUCUCGCUGUCGGAGCCAGAGCGAAGCGACAAGGCAGAGAAACCAGAACAGGGUCGGGAGUUACCCGCAGACGUGGGGGACAGCUCAAAUACUUUGGAUCAGAGCGGAAGUGGGAAUGAGGACGAGCUUGAAGAAACAAAUGAUUUCCAAAGCAUGUUGAUCAAACUCAAGCAGGAACUUAAGAAACAGAGGACAAGUUAUGAAACGAGCAUUCGCAAGUUGGAGGAGUCCUGUUCCAAAUAUAAGUCCCAGGUAGCCCGCCUUGAGGAGGAGCUGGACCAGGAAAAAAAGAAAUUCAACAUGCUGGAGAUCCGACUCAGGAACUCGGAGCGGGCUCAUCAAGACGCGGAAAAUCGAAACGUUCUCCUCCAGCGAGAGAUGGAGGAAUUCUUUAAGACCCUUGGAGAUCUGACUACAGGUGCACCACGGACCAACUAGCGUUAACCAACCUGCCUUCACCUGGUCUAGCAGUGGAGGAGCAGCUCACAUCCUGGGAAGACCAACCAGCCCCAAAGCUUUGAAGACCAAAUACCUCUCGUGCAGUACUAGUCGCCAUCCUGCCCUCUUUAAUACGGCCGUCUUGUGCCUACAGCGACCAGCACCGGUGCCAAAUGAGAACUCCUCUGGACCAAGUACUUCUCAUUUUCUCAUUCCACUAAAAGGAAAAAAAAAUCCCUAUAGGCUAUGUGGUGAAACAUUAUAUGGACUAAAUUCCUCAGUUUGACACCAGAAAAAGCCUUAUUGAUUGUACAAGGUGUUUCCUCUUACAUGUGACGUUCAAGCAAAAUUAUCCCAACACUUAAAACUACAAACGUAACACAAGCUUGUCAGUUAAAGAAAGAACAAAAUGAGACAUUAAAAUUCAACUCUUUUAUUUGCUGGAGUUGACAGUAGACAGUUUCAGUUUCUGAUGUAUAUAAUUGGUCUGUUAGUGAGGCAACUUCAGAUUCAAACGCUAAACUCACACAACUGGCUUUCCCAAAACACCCCGACAGGUUGAAUCUCAGCAGACGACAUUUGGCCAACCCAUCAGGACACUGAAGCAUCACCUCAAAUCACGCCGAAUGCUUUUCUUCUCUUUUUAUUUCCAAAAGUACCUGCACUAAUGCAAAAUUUACUCAGAGAAAACUCAUGCGUAGUCUAUUCUAUUGGCCGUAUUUUGGAGUCGAUGGAGGAGAGGGAAAACCACAUAAAAGGUAAACCACAACAGUCAGUCGAGACAUGGCCGGGACAUGCAUCACACUCCCCCAAAGUGCAUUCUGGGAGUUGAUGCCAGGGGUAACUGCCUGGAGACUCCGACCAUGAGUAUAGGUUAAGAGAAAGUUUGGGAAUAAGAGCCAUCUUAUACAUCCAACGGUUACCAUGGCAGAUGGCGAAGACCUGUUUUCUGACUCCCAGAAAACAUUCAAACAUCUACAGUAAAAUGUACAGUUUGAUCAUCGACUAUACUAAUCCAUGAAAUAUACUGCGCAGAAGAAAAAAAAAAAAAGAAACAUAAUGCAUAUAAAUAGUAGUUCUGAAUGAAAUGUACAUUACAUACAAUAGAUACAAUGCCUACAAUGCCUCCUAGCUCGAAAUAAAUAAAUAAAUAACAGUACAAGAGAAAAAAACAAAGGUCUUCUUUCGCAUUUCUUUCAAGUGAUGUGUACCAAGAUAUACAUACUGUAUCUUCACAACUGUGUGUCUGAGUGUGUGCAUGUGUGAGGUAGAACUCAGAAAGACGCACCACGGAGCGGUGGCAUACACCAGCCACAGAGAGGACUGAAGGAAAAAAAAAUAAAAAUCACUGAACUGAGUAAGGACACUUAAAAUAAAUAUCUUAAACGUCAGACAGUAGUUAAUGUCUGACAAAAACCUGCCAAAAAUGAUAAAGUGACCAAUACAGAGCUCGUCUCUGGCGACUGGCCCCGAAAUACAGCACUCAUUCCAGUCAGACGGGCGGCCUAUAUUCACUUGUCACAGCACUAAAAUGAGCAUUAGCUCUUUACUAUUCCGCAUUUCUAUUGAAUUACAUUCACCCUGUAUUUGCUCGUCCAACAGUCCAACACUGACAAAUUACAUCUAAGUAAAUAUGUGAGAAUACAGUCAAUUUUUAGUUCACGAUAGUUAAAAAAAAAAAAAAAAAAAAAAAAAAAAAAAAAGAAAGAAAUUGUGUGAAAGCAUCAAACCCUCAGUUUUCUUAUCACCGUGCACACAAUCAGCAGAGAAUAGAAAAAAGAAAAUGUUGACUUGGAUACACCAAGAGCUGCUUUCUACAAAAAAGUUCAAACAAAAUCCUCAGUUUCGCAAAGUGACUCUACAGGAAAGUGUGCUAUGGUUCACUGUUGGGAAAAGUAGGAGCAGAUUCAUUCAAAUGUGCCAAAAACUAUAAAAAAAAGAAAUGUCGUACGUGUAAUUCGAAAAAUAUACUCAACAUAAUAUUACAGUGUUAACAUCGUGAUUUUUUUGUCUUUUUAGC